AAGAAAAACCCUGAAAAUUUCGAUUAUAUCUGGCGGGAAAUUUCGAAACCUGCUCCAUAUCAAUUCACUCAGAUCCCCCUCGACGAUUACAUCCGCCCCGGAGACUGCUCACUGCCGCUCAAGUCUCAACGCCUGAUCCCCUUUCCGUUUGCUAAAGAUAUCGAGGACCAAAGAAGGGGAAAAGAGAUUGGAGAUGGAGGGCAGUGAGAGCGAGGCGAUUUUUGAUUCCUUGAACCUGAAUCCUCAACUGUUCAUAAACGCGGCCCUAAACAUUGUUGAUGAAUUGAUUGACAGCGCCUUCGAUCAUCUUCAUCAGGAGGCAUCAACUCGACUCAAGAUCGAUAAUUCAGAUAGGGCCGAAGACUUAACCAAGGGCUUGAAUUAUAUCCGAAACACAAUUCAAACAUCCCUGGACAGGCGGCUGGCUAUGUGGGAGAAGUACUGUUGUCUUCGCUUUUUUGUGGUUCCAGAAGGAUUUUCCCUGACCACAGAUAACGAAGCAUCUGGUGGUGAUAUAAUGGAUGUUGAGGAUGCUGUUGGUAACCCUGAUCUUGAUGCACAGUUGGAUUCCUUGAGAACAAAACUUACUUUGGCUGAACAGGAGUCUUCUGAGCUGAGGAGAGAGAUCCAAGCAUUGGAGAAACAAUCUGUCAUUAGUAACCGUCAAGCAACCUCAAUUAAUGAAGUAAUGAAGUUGUCUGAGCAACUUCCCGAUGAUGGUUCAUUCAAAGAGCUGCAAAACCUUGCCACAAAAUUACGUGCAAAAGUGGAGAGGCUAAAGACAGAAAGGGCUGAUGAAAUCCAACGAGCCAGGUUUGAAAGAUUGUGCGUAGCGAACGGAGAUUUGUUAAGGAUAAUUGGUGGGAAUGGUCUCUCCAAUGCAAAACCGGAAGAUAUUGAGGGAUUUCUUGCAGGUUUCAACACUCGCUGAGCUUUUGAUGCGAGGUAAGAAUUAAUUCUUCUUUCUGUCUUCUACAUGUAUCAAAUUGUGUUAAAAAAAGCUAGAAAUGCACAGAAUUUCUUGGAUUACAACUAAAACAACCCUCUAAGCAGUUGUUGUAAAUCAUAAGAUGUUAUAUGUGUUAUGUACAUAUAACUUCCUUCUGCCCCAUGUAGAAAGUCAGCAAGUUGAUUUUGCCAGU
This is a messenger RNA of Cynara cardunculus var. scolymus (artichoke), 1142 nucleotides long. RefSeq names its product protein MIS12 homolog. The coding region runs from base 194 to 931 and encodes 245 amino acids. NCBI's taxonomy places the organism in Eukaryota, Viridiplantae, Streptophyta, Magnoliopsida, Asterales, Asteraceae. The transcript has 8 exons. Gene Ontology annotation, cellular component: nucleus; chromosome, centromeric region. Gene Ontology annotation, biological process: kinetochore assembly; mitotic sister chromatid segregation; mitotic cell cycle. The record is from RefSeq and is a predicted model, not a curated record.